ACUAAAUGCCCAUUAUUUCACCACUAACGGACGGAGCCCGUGCAUCUCCCGUUUAGUCAGGUAAUGACAUUAUAGGGCCCUAAAUUUUUCGUGCCGAACAUCUGUAAUUGUAUUGGCAAUAGCCAGGGCACUCGUGUGUGUCGGACGGGGCCAGUCGGCAUUCCAUCACAUCCAUCUUGGUUCCCUCUCCGCUGACAGGGCCUGACACACUCCAGCAACCAAACAAGCCCCAAAAUCUCAUGCCCGAUCCCGAACCCACCCACCCAACCACAGCGCAGGGCACAGGCGUCGUCAGAACAAGGCUACAGCUACGCGCCAAAUUCCCUCCCCCCUCUACACGCACUAUCGACCCGCUGAUCGUCAGAUGGGACGGCGCAAGCUCACGGGGGAAAGCUGAUGCCCCAAAACUUGCGCAUCCUCCGCUGGUCACUCCUAACCCCCAUUGGGUUUCACGGUUGAGCCUUAGGUAACAAGCCGAGACCGAGACUGAAGGAGUGAGUGAGUCGUGAACUACUGACAUCGCACCCGCCAAAGAGAAGUUUAUCCAGUAUCGAUGUCUGGGGAUUUGAAGGAGUCCGUCGGGGAUGAGCGGCCGAGGCAGCGGGAGCCGGACAGGAAGGACGACGGGCCGCCAGGCGCCGACGACCGGACGGACGGAGUCCCUGAGGGUUUGGAAGACGUGAAGGUGGAAUUACAAGACGCAGGUCUGUGGCAGAGAUUUCACAAGGCUGGAACAGAAAUGAUCAUAACGAAGGCUGGGAGGCGCAUGUUCCCAUCCAUUAAAGUGAAAGUAACCGGCCUCCAGCCCAAGACAAAGUACAUCUUCGUGAUGGACAUCGUAGCCGUGGACUCCCACCGGUACAAGUUCAACGAGUCGAAGUGGUCCGUGGCGGGGAAGGCUGAGCCCGCCAUGCCGGGGAGGGUGUUCGUGCACCCCGACUCGCCGGCUACAGGCACGCACUGGAUGAAACAAGUGGUGUGUUUCCAGAAGCUCAAGCUCACCAACAACUACAUGGACACGUUCGGACAUAUUAUGCUGAACUCCAUGCACAAGUACCAGCCGCGGCUGCACAUCGUCCAGGCCAGCGAGAACAACAAGUUUGAACUGAAGAAGACGUGUUUCAGAACCUUCAUCUUUCCUGAGACAGAGUUUAUGGCGGUCACGUCUUACCAGAACCACCAGAUUACACAGUUGAAGAUAGAACACAACCCGUUUGCGAAGGGUUUCCGGGGCGGAGACGACACAGAGUUCAGCCGGUCAGCACGGAAAAGCAUCAACUACCCGGUAAUACCCAGAAGCAAUCCCGUACAAGCGUCCUUAUUACCUCGGGGCAGGCCGAACAACAACUACGCAUGCUCCAGUAACAUGGCGGCGGACACCUGUCCCUCCCUGUCCUCCAACCACUACCAGCAGACGACGGCAGGGUACAACACCGUGCCCAUAGGUUCGUCCAUCCAAAUGACGACGCAAGAAAAUAGCGGAGGUUGUAUGCAGAAUUCGUUCAGUGGAGGUACCGACCUAGGCCCUCUCCCGAAACGAGCUUGUCGGGAAGAAGACCGGUUGCUGUCGGACAACUCAGUCGCUACGUCCACCCUCACGACUUGGUCCAACCCGCAGAUACUUCCAAAUAUGGAGAACCUCCAGCCGCUGAACAGGGAAACAUGUAUGUUCGCUAACUCCGCCACCGGUGAUACUACUUCUUCACUCCUCGCUGCACCCCAGCCCUUGGAUCCUCUCUCCACGGCUUUCAACAACAACCAGAACUUUUCUUCCGUGCCGUUUUCUUCGUCUGGCACGGGUUUUGUGUCCGCAAACGGGGGCAUGAAUUUUCUUCCAUCUUGUAGCUACGCACAGAUGCCGCAGCAAGGUCUGGGAAUGAAUGGGACUCCGUUUUUACACGAAGUUUCUAGGAAUGUCGGUUGUCCCUCCAUGCAAAUUCCACAAUAACUCUAUUCAGCAAUAUCAUGUUGGACAAGAAAGACACACUUUACAUGAAGUUUCUAGGAAUGUCGGUUGUCCCUCCAAGCAAAUUCCACAAUAAUUCUAUUCAGCAAUAUCAAGUUGGACAAGAAAGACACACUGUGCGUUGUUAGUACAGAUGAUUUAAUAUUCAACAUCUUUUCUUUUAAAAUGUGCUAAAGAAAAUAUAAUGGAAAGUUGGUUGCUUCUAUCUUUCCAUAAUCGCACUACUGGUAAGAUCUAAAAUAUUUGUUUUCUUUCCUAGUGAUGACAUGAGAUGGUGUUUACUAAACAAUCACCAUUGUUUGCUUUAAAAUAUUUGUAUGGUAAAUAUGUUCAUAACUUCUCAUACAAUACCACAGCACUGAUGGAGAAAAUUUACUCCUUUGUCCAUGUGAAAUCAAAGUUGUGAAAAAAUAUGGACUAUCAAAUCAAAUGCCUUUGAGAAGGAUUAAGCAUAUGGCUUGAAGGAUACAAACAAAGAUGUAGAUAUUCAUGUUAUCUGUCAAUGUCCAUGGAAAUAAAUCAUUUUUGUAGAAAUGUGGGAAUAAAAGUAGUAGCUCAGAAAAGCAUUGCACAAGUUGAACAUCAUAUGUUAGGUGAAAAUUGUGAACCACUGAAUAGAAAAUAAAGAAAAUUGCAACAAUACUGUCCACCCCUACAAUACUUUGUAGCAAUACAGGCAAUACAAUAAAUGUAUUGUAAACCAAUAGCAAUUGUUAAGUCAAAUCUGCCCUAUUGUUCUAGAAUUCUCUGUGCCACUGGAAUCAAUGUUGUAAAUUAAGAACCUAGCAAUGUUUCACAAAGACAAUGUCAUAGUCCAUCUAAAUAUUUCAUGUACAAAUUUGUGAAC
Messenger RNA from Branchiostoma floridae (Florida lancelet), 2813 nucleotides. Its product is annotated as T-box transcription factor TBX5-like. Gene Ontology annotation, cellular component: nucleus. The transcript is spliced from 9 exons. Gene Ontology annotation, molecular function: DNA-binding transcription factor activity, RNA polymerase II-specific; RNA polymerase II cis-regulatory region sequence-specific DNA binding. Gene Ontology annotation, biological process: positive regulation of DNA-templated transcription; regulation of transcription by RNA polymerase II; cell fate specification. Bases 554 to 1948 code for a protein of 464 amino acids. Lineage: Eukaryota; Metazoa; Chordata; Leptocardii; Amphioxiformes; Branchiostomatidae. The record is from RefSeq and is a predicted model, not a curated record.